Messenger RNA from Trypanosoma conorhini, 1098 nucleotides. Its product is annotated as putative adenosine kinase. The coding region runs from base 1 to 1098 and encodes 365 amino acids. NCBI's taxonomy places the organism in Eukaryota, Euglenozoa, Kinetoplastea, Trypanosomatida, Trypanosomatidae. Gene Ontology annotation, biological process: purine ribonucleoside salvage. The record is from RefSeq and is a predicted model, not a curated record. Gene Ontology annotation, cellular component: cytosol; nucleus. Gene Ontology annotation, molecular function: adenosine kinase activity. The transcript has a single exon.
AUGCGCAACGGUGCGGCGGUGGAGGCGCGGGCGGCGGCCGCCAGCGGGCUCUUCUUCGGCCACCCCCUGCUGGACAUGGUGGGCGUCGCCUCCGAGGGGUACUUGGCGUCCUACGGCAUCCGCAGGGACAGCGUCGAGCUGGCCAAGCCGGAGCAGAUGCCCGUUUUUUCGGCCUUGCUGGCGUCGGAAACCACCGUCUACCACGCUGGCGGGGCUGCCAUGAACACGGCGCGCACGAUGAAGUGGCUGUGUCCCGAGAUACAGGCUUGUGUUGUGGGUGGCAUUGGCAGCGACGCGUUCUGCGGGAUCCUCAAGGGCACCCUCGACGCCGCCGGGCUGGAGUGCCUCUUCGAGGUCCAUGAGGAGAUUCCCACCGGCACCUGCGCCUCGCUGGUUGUCCAAAAGGAGCGGGCCAUGCUGGCUAACCUUGGCGCCGCCACGCAGCUCUCGCUGGAACACAUGAAGAGCUUAGAGAUGCAGCGAGCCAUCACAAGAGCCAACUUGUUUUACAUGGAAGGCUUCUUUCUUAACACCGUUUCCAGUCCUGACAAUAUUCUGUUGGUGGCUGAGCAUGCGUGCCGUGAGGAUAAACUGUUCUGCUUUAACCUCAAUGCCCCGUAUAUAAGCGAGGCCUUCGGUGAUCGCGUCCAGCUCCUUCUUCCGUAUACCGACAUUCUCUUUGGCUGCAAAGACGACUUCCUUGCCCUCGGUGCUGUGAUGUGGGGCGACGAGGUUGGGGAUUGCAUUAAGGAGAUACUGAUGCGUUUGGCUUGCCUGCCAAAAAAGAAUGCGUCGCGUCCCUGUCUCGUGGUUUGUACCUGCGGUGCGGAAAAUACGUUUGCGGCGUCCAAGAACGGCGUCUCGGUCUACGCCGUGCCAGAGGUGGACUAUGCGUGCAUCGUCGACGCGACUGGGGCCGGCGAUGCGUUUGCCGGCGGGUUUCUGGCGCAGUACAUCUCCCACCCCAACGUUGACCUCUGCGUGGAGGCGGGGCACGCCUCCGCGGCGGUUGUGCUGCGCCACUGGGGGGCCAGCUUUAGCGGGCCGCCGCCGCGGAUACGGACACCCGGCAAGAAUACGCGCGAAUGGAUUGAGUGA